AUGCACCAUGGAAAUGGCCCUCAGCAUGUCCAGCAUCAGCUGCAGAGGUCUAGGUCCUCCACUGGCAGCGAAGAAGAGCAGCCAGCUCACCCAAACCUACCUCCAUCCCCUGCAGCACCCUUCGCUCCAUCUGCCAGUCCGUCUGCACCCCAGUCCCCUGGCUACCAGAUCCAGCAGCUGAUGAGCAGGAGCCCUGUGGCUGGGCAGAGUGUGAACAUCACCCUGCAGAACGUCGGUCCCAUCGUGGGAGGGAACCAGCAGAUCACACUGGCCCCCCUUCCACUGCCCAACCCUACCUCUCCAGGGUUCCAGUUCAGUGCACAGCAGAGGCGGUUUGAGCAUGGCUCUCCAUCCUACAUUCAAGUUACUUCCCCUCUGUCCCAGCAGGUCCAGACACAAAGCCCUACGCAGGCUAGCCCUGGGCCAGGACAGGCCUUGCAGAGUGUGCGAGCAGGUGCUCCAACCCCUGGGCUUGGCAUUUGCAGCAAUAGCCCCACUGGAGGCUUUGUGGAUGCCAGUGUUCUUGUGAGGCAGAUCAGCUUGAGCCCAUCCAGCGGUGGGCACUUUGUGUUUCAGGAGGCACCAGGCCUCACCCAGAUGGCUCAGGGAGCACAGGUUCAGCUCCAGCAUGCAGGAGCUCCUGUCACAGUUCCAGAACGGCGACUAUCCCAGCCUCAUACACAGUCUGGAGGUACCAUUCACCAUCUGGGGCCCCAGAGCCCUGCAGCUGCAGGAGGGGCUGGUCUGCAGCCUCUGGCCAGCCCAAGUCAUAUCACCACAGCAAGCCUGCCACCUCAGAUCAGCAGCCUCAUCCAGGGCCAGUUGAUCCAGCAGCAGCAGGUGCUCCAGGGGCAACCUCUCAGCAGACCUCUGAGCUUCGAGAGGACACCUGGUAUGCUGCUCCCUGGGGUUGGGAGCACCUCAGCAUUUGGUAUGACGUCCCCACCACCACCAACCAGCCCGUCCAGGACUGCCAUGCCCCCAGGCCUUUCUAGUCUGCCCCUCACAUCUGCAGGGAGUGCAGGGGUGAAAAAGGCCCCCAAGAAGUUGGAGGAGAUCCCUCCAGCCUCCCAGGAGCUGGCGCAGAUGAGGAAGCAAUGCCUGGACCACCACCACAAGGAGAUGGAGGCGCUCCGAGAGGUCUUCCAAGAGUGUCUGAUUGAGCUGUUCUUCCUGCAGCACCUUCAGGGCAACAUGAUGGACUUCCUAGCCUUCAAGAAGAAGCACUAUGCUCCACUGCAAGCAUACCUUAGGCAGAAUGAUUUGGACAUUGAAGAAGAGGAGGAGGAGGAAGAGGAGGAGGAAGAAAAAUCUGAAGUUAUCAACGAUGAGCAGCAAGCCCUGACUGGGAGCCUGGUGGCAGGGGCUAGCAAUGUGAUGGAGGCUGACCCAUUCAAGAGACAGCAGACCGUACCACCCACAGGAGGGAUGCCCCCCACCCCUCAGAGUGUACAGCACACUGGGCAGAAGCAGAGCCAGCAGCAGUACGACCCUUCCACUGGGCCUCCUGUGCAGAAUGCCGCCAGCUUGCACACUCCACCACCACAGCUGCCUACGAGGCUGCCCCCAGCUAGUGUUCCUGCUGCAGCCCUCUCUUCCACUCUGCAGUUUUCACAGCAAUCGCAGGUGGUGGAGGCUCAGACUCAACUCCAAAUCCCCGUGAAGACUCAGCAGCCGAAUGUCCCUCUCUCUGCUCCUGCAACCAGCCAGCUCCCUGUUCCUCCUCCACAGCCUACACAGCCAGCUCUCCAUGUUCCAGUGCCUGGGAAGGCACAGAUGCAGGCAUCUCAGCUUUCAUCUCAGACACAGGCAGUGGCAUCAACCAGGCUUCCCCUGGACUCUGUCCAGCCCUGCCAGCGGUCUCUGCCUGCUGCUUCUUCCUCAUCUCUCACACCCGUGAGUGGCUCAGGCCCGGGGCCUUUGCCUGCACGGUCUUCACCAGUGAACAGACCCUCCUCAGCCACUAGCAAAGCACUGUCUCCUGCCACUUCUCGUUCUCCAGGGGCUGCGGUGCCAGCCCCCCCGAAGCCACAGAGCCCUGCUCAGAACGCUGCCUCAUCUCAGGACAGUUCUCAGGAUAAGCUGGCAGAGCAGAUAACACUGGAAAACCAGGUCCAUCAACGAAUAGCAGAUUUAAGGAAAGAAGGAUUGUGGUCCUUAAGGCGACUGCCAAAAUUGCAGGAGGCCCCACGCCCUAAAUCUCACUGGGACUACCUGCUAGAGGAGAUGCAGUGGAUGGCUACAGACUUUGCUCAAGAGCGGAGAUGGAAGCUGGCUGCUGCUAAGAAGCUCGUUAGAACAGUAGCACGUCAUCAUGAGGAAAAGAAGCUUCGUGAAGAAAGAGGGAAGAAAGAAGAACAGAACAGAUUAAGACGUAUUGCUGCCUCAACUGCCCGAGAAAUAGAAUAUUUUUGGUCAAACAUUGAGCAGGUUGUGGAAAUAAAACUGCAAGUGGAAUUAGAAGAGAAAAGGAAAAAAGCCUUAAGUUUACAGAAAGUGUUCAGAAGAGGAAAAGAGUUGAGGCCCAAGGGAUUGGAUGUGUUACCUGAACACUUUCUGGAUCCAGGAAUAUCUGGAAGAAAAAGAAAAGCUAGCACCUCUUUGACUGAUGAUGAAGGUCUGUGCCCCAUCCUCAUGGAGCUGUUAACUGACAAUUGUUAUAAAAUAAUGGUGUUUCUUUGUGCAAUCCUUUCAGCUGAACUGCCCUUAAUUGACCUAAUGAAGUUGUAUGAAGGUGCCUUUCUGCCAAGUUUUCAGUGGCCACAACCUGAACCUGAUUGUGAAGAGACAAGUGGAGAAGAGGAUAUGGAAGAGUGUCUGAGUGACCGGGAGAGCCAGAGGGCUUCGGUUCUCAUAGACUCCCUCUUUAUUAUGGAUCAGUUUAAAGCCACAGAAAGAGUGAACCUUGGAAAACCUAACACCAAGGACAUUGCAGAAGUCACAGCUGUGGCUGAAGCUGUCCUGCCCAAGGGCAGUGCCCGGGUCACAACUGCGGUGAAGUUUAAUGCACCAUCUUUAUUGUAUGGUGCACUCCGAGAUUAUCAGAAGAUUGGCCUGGAUUGGUUGGCCAAACUCUAUAGGAAGAAUCUGAAUGGCAUAUUGGCAGAUGAGGCUGGGCUUGGUAAAACAGUGCAGAUUAUUGCUUUUUUUGCCCACCUUGCCUGUAAUGAAGGUAAUUGGGGUCCCCAUCUUGUUGUUGUGAGGAGCUGCAACAUACUCAAAUGGGAACUUGAGUUGAAACGCUGGUGUCCUGGGUUAAAAACCCUCUCCUAUGUUGGCAGUCACAGGGAACUCAAAGCAAAGAGACAGGAAUGGGCUGAGCCCAACAGCUUCCAUGUCUGCAUCACGUCCUAUAAGCAGUUCUUCAGGGGUUACACUGCGUUCUCCAGGGUGCGCUGGAAGUGCCUUGUCAUUGAUGAGAUGCAGCGUGUGAAGGGCAUGACUGAGAGGCACUGGGAAGCUGUUUUCACCCUGCACAGCCAGCAGCGCCUGCUUCUGAUCGAUGCACCACUACAUAACACCUUCCUGGAGCUCUGGACCAUGGUGCACUUUCUCAUCCCCGGGAUCUCCAGGCCUUACCUGAGCUUUCCCCUGAAAGCCUCCAAUGAAGAGAACCAAGAUUACUACCAUAAAGUGGUCAUAAGGCUCCACAGGGUGACACAGCCAUUUAUUUUGAGGAGAACUAAGAGAGAUGUAGAGAAGCAGCUGACCAGAAAGUAUGAGCACGUUUUGAAGUGUCGCCUUUCCAGUCGGCAGAAGGCCUUGUAUGAGGAUGUCAUUCUACAGCCUGGGACACAAGAAGCUCUGAAGAGCGGGCACUUUGUCAGUGUCUUGAGUGUCCUGAUGCGUCUGCAACGCAUCUGCAACCACCCUGGGUUGGUGGAGCCCCGGCUACCAGGAUCUUCCUAUGCAGCUGGCUCUCUACAGUACCGAUCUGCCUCUCUUAUUCUCAAGGCCCUGGAGAGAGAGUUUUGGAAGGAAACCGAUCUUUCUAUAUUUGAUCUUAUUGGGUUAGAAGAUAAAAUCACUCGCCAUGAAGCGGAAUUGUUAUCUAAGAAAAAGGUGACUCGGAAACUCAUGGAGGAGGUGUUUGUGUCACCACCCCCAUCAACACGGCCAGCAGCAGUGAAGUUGAAGGCAAGCAGGUUAUUCCAGCCUGUGCAGUAUGGUCAGAAGCCUGAGGGUCGCACUGUGGCAUUCCCCACACACACACCCCGGACAGCAACUGCCAACACCACUGCUGCUGCUCCACAGGGUCAGGUUCGAGGACGGCCACCAAUUGCCACCUUUUCUGCCAACCCGGAUGCAAAAGUGGCAGCAGCCCCGUUUCAGACCUCUCAGGCUUCCGUCGGUGCGCCUCGACACCACCAGCCUGCCUCGACCUCCAGCACAGCAGCAGGCCCAGCCCAUCCUGUGAAACUGCGGGCCCAGACCAAUGCCCAGGCCUCCACCCCAGGCCCGCCCCCGCCCCCGCCCCAGGCCCCCUCGCUGGCUGCGGGUCCGAGCCCGCAGCCUCAGCGGCUGGUGCUCACCUCGCAGGCCCAGGCCCGCUUGCCCAGUGGAGAAGUAGUGAAAAUAGCUCAAUUGGCAUCCAUCGCGGGACCACAGAGCCGUAUUGCCCAGCCAGAGACACCAGUGACACUGCAAUUCCAGGGGAACAAGUUCACCUUGUCACAUAGUCAGCUUCGGCAGCUCACAGCAGGCCAGCCCCUACAGCUACAAGGCAGCGUCCUCCAGAUCGUGUCAGCCCCUGGGCAGCCCUACCUGAGAGCCCCCGGCCCCGUGGUGAUGCAGACCGUGUCUCAGGCGGGUGCUAUGCACAGCACCCUGGGAAGCAAGCCCCCAACUGCUGGCCCCAGCCCCGCACCCUUGACCCCACAAGUUGGCGUUCCGAGUCGAGUGGCAGUGAGUGCCAUGGCUGUAGGAGAACCCGGGCUGGCUUCUAAGCCAGCCUCUCCUGCUGCAGGGCCGACUCAGGAGGAAAAGACCAGGCUAUUGAAGGAGCGGCUGGAUCAGAUGCAUUUUGUCAAUGAACGACGCUGUUCCCAAACCCCGGUGUAUGGCAGAGACUUGCUGAGGAUUUGUUCUCUACCUGGCAGAGGAAAGAGGCCUUGGCCAGGUUCUUUUGACAGCAGUUUUGGGAAUGGGGUUGGGUCAACGAGCUGUUACCUAUUACCCUCAAAAAGUAAAGGUGAUCUGAUAUUAACAUUGAAUCAGCGCAAAGAAUCGCUCCAGGAUAUUCUUGACAGGGUGGCCUGUGUGAUUCCUCCUGUGGUGGCUGCACCCCCUUCCUUGUGGGUGGCCAGGCCACCCUCACUGUACAGUUGUGGGCUCCGGGCCCUGAGGCAGCGCCUGAGGGAGCAUGCUGCCCCCUAUCUCCGGCAGCUUCAGCAGCUGACUGCACUGCGUUCUCUACAGUUCCCUGAGCUGAGACUGGUGCAGUUUGACUCAGGAAAGUUAGAAGCUUUAGCAGUCCUGCUUCAGAAGCUGAAAUCUGAAGGGCGCCGGGUGCUGAUUUUAUCACAGAUGGUUCUUAUGUUAGACAUUUUAGAAAUGUUCUUGAACUUCCAUUAUCUCACCUAUAUAAGAAUUGAUGAAAAUGCCAACAGUGAACAGCGGCAGGAGCUGAUGAGGAGUUUCAACAGAGACAGGAGGAUUUUCUGUGCCCUUUUUUCUACCCAUAGCCGUGCCACUGGCAUAAACCUUGUUGAAGCCGACACUGUUGUCUUUUAUGACAAUGACCUAAAUCCAGUGAUGGAUGCCAAGGCUCAGGAGUGGUGUGAUCGAAUGGGGAGGUGUAAGGAUAUCCACAUAUACAGGCUUGUAAGUGGCAAUUCUAUUGAAGAGAAAUUGUUGAAAAAUGGAACUAAAGAUUUGAUUCGAGAAGUGGCUGCUCAGGGAAAUGAUUACUCAAUGGCAUUCUUAACUCAGCGAACUAUUCAGGAGCUGUUUGAGGUUUAUUCUCCCAUGGAUGAUGCUGGCUUUCCAGUGAGAGCUGAGGAGUUUGUAGUGCUUUCUCAGGAGCCCUCUGUGAGCGAAACCAUUGCACCCAAGAUCGCAAGGCCUUUCAUAGAGGCCCUCAAGAGCAUCGAAUAUCUGGAGGAAGACGUGCCGAGGUCUGCAGAGGAGGCUGUACCUGUACUGAGCACUGGUGUUAUGUUCUCAGACUCAGAGGGCACUCAGUGUGACGAGGAACCGUCGCAGCUGGAGGAGCUAGCUGAUUUUAUGGAACAGCUAACGCCAAUUGAAAAAUAUGCUUUGAAUUACUUGGAAUUGUUCCAUGCAACCAUUGAACAAGAAAAAGAGAGAAAUAGUGAGGACAUGGUGAUGACGUCAAUGAGAGACUGGGAGUCUCGCAAUGCCCAGAGCCUGCAGCAGAAGGAGGCCCAGCUGCAGCGUGAGCAGGAGGAGGCCGAGCUGCUCACCUAUACGAGGGAGGAUGCCUAUAGCAUGGAAUAUGUCUAUGAAGAUGCUGAUGGACAGACAGAAGUCAUGCCGCUCUGGACCCCACCCACUCCUCCUCAGGAUGACAAUGACAUCUACAUUGACUCAGUUAUGUGUCUCAUGUAUGAAACCACACCCAUCCCAGAAGCUAAGCUGCCUCCCGUGUAUGUAAGGAAGGAGCGCAAACGGCAUAAAACAGACCCCUCAGCCACAGGGAGGAAGAAGAAGCAGCGGCAUGGUGAGGCAGUUGUCCCACCACGAUCCUUGUUCGAUCGGGCAACCCCAGGCAUGCUAAAAAUCCGACGUGAAGGCAAAGAGCAGAAGAAGAACCUGCUGCUGAAGCAACAGACACCCUUCGCUAAACCUCUGCCUACCUAUGUCAAGCCCUCUGGGGAGCCUGCCCAGGACAGCCCUGAGUGGCUCAUUGGCGAGGACUGGGCCCUGCUGCAGGCUGUAAAGCAGCUACUUGAGCUGCCCUUGAACCUCACAAUUGUGUCACCUGCCCACACACCUAACUGGGACCUUGUCAGUGACGUUGUCAACUCCUGCAGCCGAAUCUACCGUUCUUCCAAGCAGUGCCGCAACCGUUAUGAGAAUGUCAUCAUUCCCAGAGAGGAAGGGAAGAGUAAGAACAACCGUCCACUCCGCACAAGCCAGCUCUAUGCACAGGAUGAGAAUGCUACACAUACCCAGCUAUACACAAACCACUUUGACCUGAUGAAGGUGACUGCUGGCAAGCGGAGCCCUCCCAUCAAACCUCUGCUUGGCAUGAAUCCUUUUCAGAAGAACCCCAAGCAUGCCUCAGUGUUGGCAGAAAGUGGAAUCAACUAUGACAAGCCGCUGCCGCCCAUUCAGGUUGCAUCUCUCCGUGCAGAGCGAAUUGCAAAAGAGAAAAAGGCUUUGGCAGACCAGCAGAAGGUACAGCAGCCAGCUGUCUCACAGCCACCCCCACAGCCCCAGCAGCCGCCUCCACCGCCUCCACAGCAGCCGCCUCCACCGCUGCCCCAGCCACAGGCAGCCGUCAGCCAGCCGCCAGCAGGGCCACCUACCGUCCAGACCCAGGCCCAGACCCAGGCCCAGGCCCAGCCACAGCCUGUACAGGCCCCACCAAAGGGGCAACCCACAAUCACAACUGUGGGCAGUGCUGCAGUGCUGGCAGGAACCAUUAAAACAUCAGUUACUGGGACAAGCAUACCAACAGGCACCGUGAGUGGAAAUGUGAUUGUCAACACCAUAGCAGGUGUGCCAGCUGCUGCCUUCCAGUCCAUUAACAAGCGUCUUGCUUCACCUGUGGCCCCAGGAGCCUUGGCUGCGUCUGGAGCCUCGACUCCUGCCCCCGUUGUCCAUGCCCAGCAACGAGCAGUUGGCUCCCCUGCUACUGCAGCCACUGACCUGGUGCCCAUGGCAACCACUCAAGGUGUUCGAGCAGUCACUUCUGUGACUGCCUCAGCUGUGGUCACUACGAACCUGACUCCCGUGCAGACUCCAGCUCGGUCUUUAGUGACCCAGGUGUCCCAAGCCACAGGGGUUCAGCUUCCUGGAAAAACCAUCACCCCUGCCCACUUCCAGCUCCUCAGGCAGCAGCAGCAGCAGCAGCAGCAGCAGCAGCAGCAACAGCAGCAGCAGCAGCAACAGCAGCAGCAGCAACAACAACAGCAGACCUCCCAAGUACAGGUUCCACAGAUCCAGGGCCAGGCUCAGUCCCCUGCACAGAUCAAAGCCGUGGGCAAGCUAGCACCGGAACACAUCAUCAAGAUGCAGAAGCAAAAGAUGCAGCUGCCACCGCAGCCUCCACCACCACAGGCCCAGCCUGGACCUCAGCCACCAGCGCAGGUUCAAGUGCAGCCCCCGCAGCCCCCACAGCAGCAGAGCCCCCAGCUCACCACGGUCACGGCCCCACGACCUGGGGCUUUGCUUACGGGCACCACAGUAGCCAAUCUUCAGGUGGCUCGGCUUACUCGGGUUCCCACAUCCCAGCUGCAGGCGCCAGGGCAGAUGCAAGCGCAGGCCCCUCCGCCAGCGCAGGUGGCCUUGGCGAAGCCUCCGGUAGUGUCUGUCCCAGCAGCCGUGGUGUCCUCGCCUGGCGUCACAACCCUGCCCAUGAACGUCGCAGGCAUCAGCGUGGCGAUUGGGCAGCCUCAGAAAGCAGCAGGUGCUUAUCCCCACCCUGAGUGCCCCCUAACUGCACAACAGAUUGCUGCUCAGAGCCCACAGCAGAAGGUCGCAUAUGCUGCCCAACCAGCACUUAAAACCCAGUUUUUGACUACACCCAUAUCACAGGCCCAGAAACUGGCUGGGCCUCAGCAAGUACAGACCCAAAUCCAGGUUGCAAAACUUCCACAAGUUGUCCAGCAACAAACACCUGUGGCUAGCAUUCAGCAGGUUGCCUCUGCUUCUCAGCAGGCUUCUCCGCAGACAGUGACCCUCACACAGGCAGCGACAGCAGGGCAGCAGGUGCAGGUGAUCCCAGCGGUGACUGCCACAGCCCAGGUGGUGCAGCAGAAGCUCAUACAGCAGCAGGUGGUGACCACAGCUUCAGCCCCACUUCAGACCCCUGGGGGUCCAAGCCCAGCACAGGUCCCAGCCAGCUCCGACAGCCCAAGCCAGCAGCCCAAGCUGCAGAUGAGAGUUCCUGCUGUGAGAUUAAAGACACCCACCAAGCCUCCGUGCCAGUAGGAAGGAAGGCAAGAGAGGCCUUUGCAUGGAGAACACCACGCCAUUUCUGGGUGUUGGGGUAGCACCCUGCAGGACAGACAGCACUCGGCAGCCACUGUCAGUGCAGAGUUGUGUGAGACUAUCUUAACAUGUGUGACGCUGCAGGAAGAAUGGUCCUAUCUGUGUUUGUGACAAGUUGAAAAAGUGACGAUGGAGACGUUUCUUUCACCUUUCAGUUUUCCUCCAAGGCAGUGGUGCUUGUUUUGAAAGCCAUGUAGAGUUUCUAUUAGUACGUAGUAUUUAGCACGCUCCAGAAGCCAUUGGGCAUGUGCAGUGAAGUCAUAAAAUAGACUCUACUUGCUAAAACCUGGCCUCUGGCACUGUCUGCUGUGGUUUGGGUAGAAGACACAGCCACCUCCUCAAGGAAUGAUCGCAGAAGAUAACCUGAGACCAGCUUCUCGCUCCAUAGGCACCACUGAGGAUGUCCCCCCUCGUAAUGCAUGGUUUAAUUCCAACGGGAAAUACUUAGUACUGAUUCCUACCCAGGUACACCUGGCGUGCCCCUGCUCACAUGGAAGGAACCUGUGAUUGGAUUUUCAUUCCAAAGAAUGGCCAGUGUGGCUUCUGGCCCUGCCACAGUGGUGGUAGCUUUCACUUGAAGGAGCUGUGGGUCCCAUGCCAUCUCUGUAUGCCACACGUCUCCAGGGAACUUUCGUGAAACUUCUGGUGUGAGGCCCACGGUGGCACAUCUUGUUGGGUUGCAGACGUCACACAAUGUGCGGCAGUAGGACAGCUCAGUGGGAUCUGGGAAUAGGGCCACGGACCCCUUGCUGUAGCCCUGCCCUG
Messenger RNA from Dipodomys ordii (Ord's kangaroo rat), 9945 nucleotides. It is a transcript of the gene Ep400, whose product is annotated as E1A binding protein p400. The transcript has 49 exons. The record is from RefSeq and is a predicted model, not a curated record. Lineage: Eukaryota; Metazoa; Chordata; Mammalia; Rodentia; Heteromyidae. Gene Ontology annotation, molecular function: ATP-dependent chromatin remodeler activity; ATP binding. The coding region runs from base 1 to 9120 and encodes 3039 amino acids.